Alligator sinensis (Chinese alligator) is the source of this 2047-nucleotide messenger RNA. It is a transcript of the gene S100Z, whose product is annotated as S100 calcium binding protein Z. Bases 258 to 557 code for a protein of 99 amino acids. Gene Ontology annotation, molecular function: calcium ion binding. Gene Ontology annotation, cellular component: cytoplasm. The transcript is spliced from 6 exons. Lineage: Eukaryota; Metazoa; Chordata; Crocodylia; Alligatoridae. The record is from RefSeq and is a predicted model, not a curated record.
GGCUGUGCUUGUUUGCAGAUGCUCCGGCAGAAGAAGCUGCCACCAGUGUGCCUGCCCUCCUGCAACCUGGGACCAGGAGCAGUGCUGGGGGCAAGUCCAGGCAGCGAUGCAAGGGGCCAGAUGUGGCCACACCCACCCACUGCACUGGAGCUGAAGGCGCUUCAUGCCUGACUGGCACAGCAGGAGCAGGAUGUGGAAGUCCUCCUGUCCUGUGCUCGGCAAAGGGAGGAGCAGCUCCUGCUGUUCCACUCCCCAAGAUGCCUACACAGCUGGAGAAUGCUAUGGACACCCUGAUCCGGGUUUUUCACCAUUACUCAGGCAAAGAAGGGGACAAAUACAAACUCAAUAAAGGAGAACUCAAACAGCUCCUCACCAGUGAGCUCACUGAAUUUCUCUCAUGCCAGAAGGAUCCCCAGUUGGUUGAUAAGAUUAUGAGAGAUCUGGACACCAAUAAAGACAAUGAAGUGGAUUUUAAUGAGUUUGUGGUUCUGGUUGCUGCUUUGACUGUAGCAUGCAAUGAUUUCUUUGAAGAACAACUAAAGAACACAGGAAUUUAGAAAUGAUAAGUAUAUCAGUCCCUCAGACACCGAUGUAACUGAAGCAUGCUUAGCUGGCUAGCACUCAUCUGCAUUUUGAGAAUACAACUAUAUCUUAUGUUACCUUGUUAAUGUAACUAAAUACAAAAGAUCAGAUCACCAGCUAGAGUAAAUUCCAGAGGACCAACAUCAGUGUACGCAACCUAAGGGUAUGGCCCUAAGUAUGUUCAAAGAUUUAGUUCCUGAUAUUUUUUCGGCUCUCUAAGAUUUAGUUCCAGAUAUUUUUUCGGCUCACUAAGACAAAGACUCCAGAUCAACAGUUUCUUAAGGGUCACUCACCCUUUCUACAUGUUUGCUGCUUUACCAUUGAGGAGAUUACCAUCUCCAUCAGCAUGCACCCCAGUUUACUGACCAAAUCUUUCCUGUUGAAAAAUGGGGCUUUGUUGAAAUGUAAUGUAUUCUGGAGGGGGAAGGAGAUUAUCCCAUAUUUGAAAGGGACCAUUUGGAAUGAAACAUAAUUAACUUUUUGCAUUUAGUUUGAAUUUUCUUGUUUAAAAACUCUAUUUUUUGUAGACAAAAGACUGAUCGUUUUGGCCCAUUUCCAUUUAUUCUGGACCACCUUUUUAAUUUCUCAAUCCUUCCCUUCACAUGUACUGACAGGCUGCAGUUUCACCUACCUUGCGUCCAUUUAAGCAAGAUGCUUUGCUGCUAUUCAGCUUGUAAUUAUUGUUACUUCAUAUUCUCCAGUGUCACUUCUGUUGUGUUUAUUCUGCUCCAUUGCACCAACCAGUCCCUUUCCUUGGCAUAAAUAUUAACAAACUAAACAAAUAGAUAACUCAGCAUGGUAAUUGUUGGGGUUGUGGAAGAAGUGGGUCUUCAGAGCAGCUGUAAAUGAGACCAUUUUCACUGUGGUGUGCCUCUGCAGGGAGGAGUGUAGGCUGCUGUAGAAGCUAUGCUGGGAUGACCUUAGGGUGAAGUUAUACAUUACACAUAGACCAUGCUCAAUCUGUUGAAUAUUAAGCAAUGUUAUAUUUAGAACAUUAAGGGUUAAUACCAUUUCUUGGCUGCACUGCUCUGACUUGCCACUAGAGGGCUGGCAUGCAGGGGCAUGGCUAGGAACCAGGACAUUUGGUCUCUCUCCCUGCUCUGGAUAGGGUGGGGCUAGAAGCAGCACAUUCUGCAAUUCUGGAGGACUUCAGAUUGCCAUUUGAUCACUGUGGAGCAGACUAAAGUUUCCCUAACAUGAGCUAGGUAGCACAGCUCAGAGUUAACCCUCGCCUGAAGUGGCAUAACUUUGAGAUGCUCCAAGGGCAUGUAGCAUAACUUAACAAGCUUUUAUAUACAUAUACUCUCGUUUUAAGUACCUGUAGUAUGGUCUAAGUUUGAAGGUAACUUUGCCCUACAGAUGGUGGAGAUGCUUUGCUUUUUUCUCAUAGAUGCUUUAUAUUUUGUGUCUUAUUUUCCUUGCCUUGUUGUUUUCCUUGGUCUACAAUAAAAGGCAUCAAUACUGA